This is a messenger RNA of Rotaria socialis, 1218 nucleotides long. NCBI's taxonomy places the organism in Eukaryota, Metazoa, Rotifera, Eurotatoria, Philodinida, Philodinidae. The record is from the annotation of a GenBank genome assembly.
AUGGUUGAUGUCUGCAACACAAAUACCUUAAAUUGCCUGAAUAAUGGACAGUGUGCUGUGGAUACUAUUCUAAAUACGACUUAUUGCGAAUGUGCUUCCUGCUAUGGCGGGUCUGUUUGCGAGCACACUAUUUCAAGCCAGUCACAGAUUGAUACAAUUUACGUCUACUUAAUCGUCUCUAUAAUUGGACUAUUCGUCUCACUUUUGAAUAAUAUUCUCGGUCUCGAACUAUUCAUCGGCUGCAGUCGAGUUCGUCGUACGAACUGUGGCAUUUAUUUAAUCGUUUAUUCUAUUGUAUCAAUUCUAUCGAGUAUUUUAUUUGCAGUGAAUCAAAGUGUGAAAUACUAUCUAGAUAAAAUACCGAAGAGCGAUCUGAGUCAUUAUCCUCCAUACCAAUGCUACUUCGCUAAAAUAGGUUACAAUGCACUCGUCUAUGUGUGUAUAUGGCUUAGUGCGUGUAUUGCAGUUGAACGUGGUUUAAUUGUAUCUUGGAAUAGUAAAACAAAUGCGACUCGGUGGCGAUCCAUUUGCACCAUUAUAUUUCUCUCUGCAGUAGCUUGUGGUUCGAUUACACCAAUGAUCAUAUACAAGUGUGAUUGGGGCAAUAUACCGAGUUUACAGACAAUGCGCCUGAUUUUAGUUUGGUUUAGCACUGUCGCAGGUCUAUCAACAUAUGUACUCGCAAUCUUGUUAAUUUUAAUUAGUUUUGCACGCCGUAUACGUCGAUACGGAACGGAGAAUGGAUCGUUCAUAAAAACAUAUCUUAAACUAUUUUACAGUCAUUUAUUCAUUUUUAUACCACCGAUUGCGUAUGCCGUCGGCUAUAUUCCUUAUACUAUUGUCAACAACACGCAGGAUACUAACCAAUUGUAUUUUCAAUGUGGUAUUUCAAUGGUAGAAUUCAUUGUGAAGGUCUUGAUAGAAUCACUACAGGGGGUACCACCUGUUUUAACAUGGUUACUCUUUAUUUACCCAUCGAAAGUAUAUAUGACGGAAUAUUAUAUGAACACAUGGUCAGGACAACGUUUGGCCAGAAUUGUUAUGUUCUUCCGAGAAAAUCAUGAGAAAAAGCACAAUGUUUGCCCUACUACUAUGGACCUCAUAAAUGAUGAACGAUCGAGAUUGAACUGGUCUAGAUUUAUGAUGACUGGGACGGGCCUAAUUAUGUCACCCCGAAGAGAACUGACUCAAAUGCCGGUUCGGCCGGUGGAGGGAUAA